Molecule: messenger RNA, 1180 nt
Organism: Pimephales promelas (fathead minnow)
Lineage: Eukaryota; Metazoa; Chordata; Actinopteri; Cypriniformes; Leuciscidae
Gene: mrpl20
Product: mitochondrial ribosomal protein L20
Biological process (GO): translation
Cellular component (GO): ribosome
Molecular function (GO): rRNA binding; structural constituent of ribosome
Source: RefSeq, a predicted model, not a curated record
UCGUGUGCCCCGGAUAUGACGUCGCGGCGCUGGCGAACAGUGCACGAGAGCUCGAGGUCACGCGUGUGAGCUCAGUUGCCGUUGAUCAGCAGUGCUACCUCGUCAGAUCGAUCAGUGUGAUUGAGUGAUCGAUCAUCAUGGUGUUCCUGACGCUCUCCUGCUGGAUCCGGAGCCGCGGACCCGACCGGUACUGGAAGGUGCAGGAGCUGCUGAAGAACGCGCGGCACUUCCGCGGCAGGAAGAACCGCUGCUACAGUCUAGCGGUGCGAGCCGUCCGCCGAGCCUUCGUCUACGCUAGCAAAGGCCGGAAAGCCAAGCGCCGCAACAUGAGACAGCUGUGGAUUUCGCGCAUCGCUGGUGCCACCAGAGAACACCAGCUAAAGUACCCGGCACUCAUACACAACCUGCUGAAGUGUAGUGUUCAGCUGAACAGGCGUGUGUUGUGUGACCUGUCAAUCACAGAGCCGCGCUCCUUCCAGGCGCUAGCAGAACUGGCGCGUGCGCGGCAGCAGGAGGGCUUCAGAGCCGCGCUGGGGGACGCUAGCGAGCCGCCGGGAGUCUUCUCGCGCAUCACACAGCUGCACUGAACCUGUGUGUGUGUGUGUGUGUGUGUGUGUGUCCUGGAACAGUGAUGAUUAUGAUCUAAAUCUGUCGAUUAAUAAAACCUGUUUCUGUAUAUAGACUCAAAAACAGCAUUAUCUAUAGAAGAUGAGUUAUGAAGUGAUGAGGGAUGUCCAUUCAUGAUCAGAUUCACUUUAUGGACCGUUGACCAUCAUGACCAUCACCUCGUGUGUGUGUGUGUGUGUGUGCGCCUCUCACUGUAGUGCGAAAUAUUGCUUAUUCUUCUUAUUAUUACUGGUUUAUUGCUCUUAUUGUGAACUUUAUCUCCUUCUACCCGUCUUUCUGGAGAGCAAUCUAAAGAAAAGAUUUUAAAUCUAGUUUAUAGAAACAGAUUAAUUUGUUAUUUUUUUAUUUCUCUAUUUUUAUUCUAUGCCAUGAGAAGAAGAGGUUCGCUCCAGGGUUCCCACGGGUCAUGGGAUAUUCAAAGUUUUAUUCCAGACAUUGAAAGUCAGGGAAUUUUAGACAUUUUUUGUCCAAGUCGAAGUAUCAGGGAAUUUAGUUUGUUGCUUUAAAUUUCAGUUUCCAUUUAUCAAAGUGUUAUUUUUCUAUACCGAUUUUU